GAAAAACAAAAGGAGAGAACCAUCAUCUUCCUCUUACUGCUUCGCAUUUUACAGAGACAUAAAUUAAAGAAAAUAAAAAUCUUUUCAUUUUGCAUUUUCUCUCUCUUCCUUCUUUUUCCAAUUGCUUAUCUUUUCCCCAAUCCAACGAAACCCUAAUUUCUAUUUCCGAUUUUUCUUUUUUUAAAUUCCUUGUUUUUGUCACAAAUCUCUUUUUUUUGUUUUCGAAUCUAAUACUUCCCUUCUUGGAUCUUUUCUUAAAACCCUUGUCGAUUUUGGCGCAUCAUUUUUUGUCAUUUUAAUCAACUUUCUUCUGUAUAUAUACAUUUUUAGGUCUUGUCGGCGAUCGCCUCUUUGUUCUUCGAUUUUUAGAAUCAUCUGCUUUGAAAGGGAAAGGGAAAAACCAAGAAAGAGAAGAUGAAUCAGCGGAAGAAGCCAUUUCAAAUUGAAGCGUUUAAGCAUAAAGUUGUGGUUGAUCCAAAAUAUGCUGAGAAAACAUGGAAGAUUUUGGAACAUGCUAUUCAUGAGAUUUACAACAAAAAUUCUAGUAAUCUUAGCUUUGAGGAGCUUUACAGAAAUGCUUAUAACAUGGUUCUCCACAAAUACGGUGAGAAGCUAUAUUCGGGUCUCGUGACAACAUUGACUGCUCAUUUGAAAGAAAUAUCGAUACACAUUGAAUAUAAUCAAGGAGAUUCAUUUCUUGAAGAGCUAAAUCAAAAAUGGGAAGAACAUAAUAAGGCUUUACAGAUGAUACGAGACAUACUGAUGUACAUGGAUAGAACUUUUGUCCCUGGCACUCAUAAAACUCCAGUUUAUGAACUUGGUCUGAAUUUAUGGAGGGAUUAUGUCAUCCAUUCUAACGGCAUUCAGCCAAGGCUUCAAAACACACUUCUCAAUUUAAUUUUGAAAGAGAGAACUGGUGAAGUCAUAAAUAGGGGCCUGAUGAGGAAUAUAAUUAAGAUGCUAAUGGAUCUAGGUGCUUCUGUCUAUCAGGAGGACUUCGAGAAGCCUUAUCUUGAAGUCUCUGCUAAUUUCUACCGAAUUGAGUCUCAGGAGUUCAUCGAGUGCUGUGAUUGUGGUGAUUACUUGAAGAAAGCUGAGAGACGCCUAAAUGAGGAAAUAGAGAGGGUUUUCCAUUGUUUGGACCUUAAGAGUGAAUCCAAGAUAACGAAGGUGGUGGAGAGGGAGAUGAUUGCUAACCACAUGUCAAGGUUGGUUCACAUGGAGAAUUCAGGCCUAGUGAAUAUGCUUCUUGAUGACAAAUAUGAAGAUCUUGGGAGAACAUAUAACUUGUUUCGUCGGGUUGACAAUGGUCUUUGUAGCAUUAGAGAUGUGAUGACCUCUCACAUUAGAGAGACUGGUAAGCAGCUUGUAACUGAUCCAGAACGUGUGAAGGAUCCUGUAGAGUUUGUUCAGCGUCUUUUGGAUGAAAAAGACAAGUAUGAUAGAAUCAUAAGUUUGGCAUUCACCAAUGACAAGACAUUCCAAAAUGCGUUGAAUUCCUCAUUUGAGUACUUUAUCAAUUUAAAUCCCCGUUCUCCCGAGUUUAUCUCUCUGUUUGUGGAUGACAAGCUUCGUAAAGGUCUUAAGGGUGUUAGCGAAGAAGAUGUGGAGGUCGUACUGGACAAAGUAAUGAUGCUUUUCCGAUACCUGCAGGAGAAAGAUGUGUUUGAGAAGUAUUAUAAACAGCACUUAGCUAAGAGACUGUUAUCAGGUAAAACUGUGUCUGAUGAUGCCGAGAGAAGUCUGAUCGUGAAGCUUAAGACGGAAUGUGGUUAUCAAUUUACUUCCAAACUAGAGGGUAUGUUCACUGAUAUGAAAACUUCUCAGGACACAAUACAAGGAUUUUAUGCAAGUCAUGGUGCUGAACUAGGGAAUGGACCCUCGCUGGUUGUGCAGGUUCUGACAACUGGGUCUUGGCCCACUCAACCAAGUGUUCCCUGCAACCUGCCAGCUGAGUUGUCAUUACUUUGUGAAAAAUUUCGCUCAUACUAUCUUGGAACUCAUACUGGAAGAAGAUUGUCCUGGCAAACUAACAUGGGUACUGCUGAUGUAAAAGCAACUUUUAGCAAAGGUCAAAAGCAUGAAUUGAAUGUCUCGACCUAUCAAAUGUGUGUACUGAUGCUUUUUAAUAAUGCUGAUAAACUUGGCUACAGAGAGAUCGAGCAGGCUACUGAAAUUCCUGCCCCGGAUCUGAAGAGGUGUUUGCAAUCGCUAGCCUGUGUCAAGGGAAAGAAUGUGCUUCGGAAAGAACCAAUGAGCAAAGAUAUUGGUGAGGACGAUGUAUUCUUAUUCAAUGACAAGUUCUCGAGCAAGGGUCUCAAGGUGAAGAUAGGAACAGUAGUUGCUCAGAAAGAAUCAGAACCCGAGAAGCAGGAAACGAGACAAAGGGUGGAGGAGGAUAGAAAGCCACAGAUAGAGGCUGCAAUUGUGCGAACAAUGAAAUCUAGAAAAGUACUCGAUCACAACAAUAUCAUUGCCGAGGUCACAAAGCAGUUGCAGUCACGUUUUCUACCAAACCCAGUGGAGAUAAAGAAGCGCAUUGAGUCCCUCAUUGAACGUGAAUUCUUGGAGAGAGAUAGUACAGACAGGAAGUUGUAUCGCUACCUUGCUUAAGGGAUCAGUUUUCUAGCAUUUGAAUAGUGGUUUUUCAUGUUCAGCUGGAUUUGGAUGCUGCUGUACCUUUAAAAUGAUAAUGAGUCCGAUCAGUUGCUCA
Molecule: messenger RNA, 2713 nt
Organism: Amaranthus tricolor (Joseph's coat)
Lineage: Eukaryota; Viridiplantae; Streptophyta; Magnoliopsida; Caryophyllales; Amaranthaceae
Product: cullin-3A
Exons: 2
Coding region: 415-2613 (732 amino acids)
Biological process (GO): protein ubiquitination; ubiquitin-dependent protein catabolic process
Cellular component (GO): cullin-RING ubiquitin ligase complex
Molecular function (GO): ubiquitin protein ligase binding
Source: RefSeq, a predicted model, not a curated record